AUGUCGGGCAUCAAAAUAAAACUUUCCCUCUCGGGUGCGUCCCUCGCUGGGCUCCAGGCGAGCGCAUCCGCCCCGACUGCGACAAGCAAGGGGAAGGGCAAGGUGAGCGUCGGCUUCGACGCUACUGCUGGAACUUCGACGCCAAGUAGUGCAUACUCAAAUGGUCACGUCGCCACCCACAAUGGCUCUGAAUGGGGUAAUGGCUUCCCCGCAUCAGCCGGUCCUUCUCGGCAGUCCAACUCCCUCGGUCCUGCCUUCUCCCCUCACACCCCCGUAUCCACCGCCUCCAAAGCGCCCAAAGGAUCCGGUACUCCUAAAUCUUCCCCCAAACCUAAAGCCCGCUCAAAAGCAAAGAGCAAGCUCGGCCGCCUCCCGAAAUCCCAUACUCAUGCUCGACAGUCCCAAUCCGCCCCAAACCGUCCGACCGCUAUACCCUCGCAUGUAUAUUCUGGACCAUCGACACCACUCGCGUCUCCGGGUCAGAUGGCGCCCCCUCCUUUGCCGUUCAUGACUGGAGGCGCGGGGACACCUUCACCAGCGCCGGAAUCACGGUUUCCUUCCGGCACGGUCUCGCCUGGCGGGUGGGACGAUGUGGAUGUCAAGGAGGAGAUGGAUAUAGAUGGGGAGGGGUACGAGGGGUCUCCGGAUCCGCUGUCCCUGCCGGCUACUCCGGCGGAUGAGGAGGGCAGGACGCCUCAUGGAAGAGGCAGGGCUGCCACGAAGUGGGUCAGGCUAAGGAAACCGCUCAAGGAGUUGUUGGGGAAGAUUAUGGUCGAGCUGAGGCGAAGGGAUGAGUACGCCCUCUUCUCGGAGCCGGUCAACAUUGAGGACUUUCCCACUUACCUCGCCAUUAUCGGCGGCGCCGACAAGAUGAUGGACCUGUCCACCAUGCAGAACAAAAUCGACAAUGGCGAGUACCGCACCAUCGACGCUAUGGAGGCCGACCUCCGUCUCCUCGUAUCCGCCGCCCAGACCUUCAAUCCCGCCGGAACCGUCCCGUACCGCUCUGCCAACACCGUCCUGACCUACGGACUGAAGCAUAUCGAGCGGUACCGCCCACUCGUCAUCACUCCCUCCCCUUCCCCUGUUCGCGAGACCACCAGCACGCCCGGCCGGUUCCAAAGCGUCGACGCGGACGGCGAGCCCAUCGAUCCCACGCCGGUCGAGGUGGAGAUCCCCCCUACCUCGCGCAUUCCUGUUGAGAUGCUCGAGUACCCCUCCAACUCUCUCGUUGGUCUUGCGGUCGGAUGGAACCUCAACGGCGGAAAGAAGGUGUAUAUCAAGCGGGAGCUGCGUACGCGAGAGCGUUUCUCGGGCAAAUGGCGGCACUUCGACUAUGACGGUACGCGGAACCUGGCGGAGAUGGACGAUGUGCAUACCGUGCUCGCUCCUACGGCGCCAAAAACGGCGCGGACCGUCCUUGAUUGGAAAGGUCUGAGGAGGGAGGGUGGAUGGUGGGACUGGCCAGGCGUCGGAGGGGUGUACGGUCAGCCGCCUGUUCCUUUCACGAGAAAUCCCGUACGGCCCCCACUCCCGACGCGCGAGCUGGACGCGAUGGAAUGGGGCGUGUACCCCGAUAUCCAGCAGGAGCGGCUCGAGCACUCGCGCCGGCGGACGCACGAGGCAGCGGGGUCGGGAGAGGUGCUUUCGAGUCAGAGGGUAGUCGAGCUGGGGGAGGAGGUGCUGGACGAACAGCUUCGGCCGACUAUUGUCCGGGACAAGGGGCUGAAGCGGAAGCGGGAACCAGGAGGGGUGGCCAAGGCGGGAGAUAAUGGGUAUAUUAACACGUAUGACGCCAGGCGGCCGGGCGAGUAUUUGAGGGAUAUGGAGGAUGGGGAUCUGAGGGGAGAGGCGUAUCGGACCUCAGUACGGAAAUUCCUAGAAGGGGCACUGGCGAGCGCCAAAUCUACCGGGGAGGCGAAACUGGGCGAGGCGGAGGGCCUUGAGGAGCUCCAGCGGUAUAUCCAACAAGACUAUAAUGGGGGCGUCCUCACUCCGACUAUCGAACCCAUCACCCGCCGGACAGUCUUAUCUCUGCAAAACCUCGCCGACCCCACCUCACCUUCCGCUCAAGAUCAAGAUCAAGAUCACGACCUCAUCCCCUCCUCCCAGAUGCGUCGGAUCGCCGCCUCCUCCCACGCUCGCAUGAACCUCCGAUACCUCCUUCGCGCGGCGAACCCGCUUGACAUCGCGCCGUUCAUUCGGGCACCGCAGGAGUUCGGCCUGCCAAGCACGCACGCGGGGAUGGACGGCGGUCUGAAGUGGGUGUCGACGGAGCUUGAGGCGAUGGACAGGGAGCAGAGGAGGGCGGCCCCGAGUCAAAAGUCGGAGCGGGAGGAGGUCAAGGAAGAAGAGGAAGAGCGGGUUUCACCAGCCAAGAAGGCUCGGACAGGCACGGAAGCGGACACGGACACGGACGGACCAGGUGCCCGCGAGGCAUCAUCUCCCCUCUCGACUGCACCUUCUACACCAAUUCCCGCCACCGCCACCGCCACAUCCACAGCCAUUCCGCUCGACCGUGCAGAACGGCUCAAGGCGAUCCGGCUGGAGAUACUUGCCCUGUGCAAAUUCUUCCCGCUGACGGGUCUCAAGCCGCUCUCCAAGGCGCUGGCGGACAAGAUGUUGCCUGUCAAUGUGAGGGGGUUGUUGUCGGCUCCAGAGUAG
Molecule: messenger RNA, 2664 nt
Organism: Dioszegia hungarica
Lineage: Eukaryota; Fungi; Basidiomycota; Tremellomycetes; Tremellales; Bulleribasidiaceae
Exons: 2
Coding region: 1-2664 (887 amino acids)
Biological process (GO): regulation of transcription by RNA polymerase II
Cellular component (GO): nucleus
Source: RefSeq, a predicted model, not a curated record